Molecule: messenger RNA, 2231 nt
Organism: Melanaphis sacchari
Lineage: Eukaryota; Metazoa; Arthropoda; Insecta; Hemiptera; Aphididae
Gene: puc
Product: dual specificity protein phosphatase 10
Exons: 5
Coding region: 461-1741 (426 amino acids)
Biological process (GO): negative regulation of MAPK cascade; protein dephosphorylation
Cellular component (GO): cytoplasm; cytosol
Molecular function (GO): protein tyrosine/threonine phosphatase activity; MAP kinase tyrosine/serine/threonine phosphatase activity
Source: RefSeq, a predicted model, not a curated record
CUACUACAGUACUACUACUACCACCACCGAGUCCGCGACUAAUACCGAUACACGGACACUGUACGAAACUCGUGCGCGCCAUCCACACACGGGUUCGUCGCGUAAGGUCCGCCGCGCACCGCAACGGUAUAAUAAUAUUAUAUAAGAUCAGUUGUUAUUGUCAUUACGAUGUUACGAGUUUUAAAAGAUUUUUGAAUUUUCAUCCGGCCCACGCACAACAUUUCGUAGGUACUGUUGGUAAAUAUCGCGUAAACACCGUAAACAGUCUAACGUUUUCCGUAAGUCUUCGCCGUCGGUUGUAUACGCGAUUACACAUCAUAAUCAUAUCGCUCAGCGGCGCACACGACGAGACAUGGGUGCCGUUGAUUGCUGCUGGGAAUAUUCCUACGGAAACUGAUCGAAUUCCCACUGACCGGAUGACUGGGUUUGCAGUUUGAAAGCUCACCAACAACGCUGCUCCAUGUCGGCGGUCUGUUACGAGGGUGGAGUCGGCGGUAGAUCCCGAGCUGGGCUUAGGCUCAGCCUGAACAGGAGUAUCAGUGAGCCGGGCCCAGCAACACCGUCGAUCACUGUCACUACGCCUACGACCUCAAAACGAUUUCGAUUGGAAUCGAUACCUAGUCUACCGGUUAGUUUACCCGCUAGCCCCAAUUCUGAUGGUACAAAUUUAAGCGGUGCUCUAAUACUUAACAAGGUAAAACGAAUGAGCAGCGAUUAUUUUAGACAAAAAAUGGAACUUUUUGGCCCGGCGGUCUUAGCUAUUGACUGUCGGUCUUUCGUGUGCUACAACGUCAGCCAUGUCAGAGGUGCUGUGAACGUAAACGUCGCUGACCGGAUUAACAGACGGAGAUUGCAAACGGGAAAAGCAACUUUGGUGGAGUUGGCGUCUUCCAGGGAUGCCAAAGACGCUCUUAGGAGACGUGGUUACAGAGAAAUUGUGGUGUAUGACGAUUCGACUACAGAUUUAGACAGAGUGCCCCAUAACCAUCCUCUGAUGCUAAUCCUUGCUUCGUUAGUAGAUGAUGAAAGACAACCAUCGUUUCUUAUCGGUGGCCACAAAGAAUUCCAUUCCCGGCACAAGGACAUGUGCGAGAACUCCCUGUUGCCGGCGCCGCUGAGCGCCAGCUGCCCUCCAGAUGUGGACCGCGAGUCUAUGGACACCCACCCUCUGACCAAGGUGCUGCCGUUCUUGUACCUCGGUAACAGCAAGGAUGCUGACGACCGGGAUAGUAUGACCGCCAUCGGGGUGACACGUGUGUUGAACGUGACUACAAGCCAGCAAUCACCAUCCCCGACUAUGGACCACCGCGCUCCCGGCGUCGUGUACAAGCGACUUUCCGUCUUAGAUAACGGGCAUGCUAAUCUUAAACAGUACUUCGAAGAAGCUUUUGAAUUCAUCGAAGGCGCCCGGAAGUCCGGCGGAAGCGUUCUGAUACACUGCCAGGCCGGCAUAUCCCGGUCGCCGACCAUAGCCAUCGCGUACGUGAUGCGCCACCGGAAUACGUCCAUGGUGGACGCAUACAAGAUGGUCAAAGCAGCCCGACCGAUCAUAUCGCCCAACCUCAACUUUAUGGGCCAGCUGUUGGAGCUCGAGCAGAGCUUGCAGCAGUACGAACAGCAACACCAACAGCAGCAACAGCAACAGCAGCAGCAGCAGCAGCAACAGCAACCGCGUUGCGGUCAGUCUUGGGUCACCGGCCAAACAGCCGCAGACGAACUGUCGCCCGGGUGUAGCACAUAAAAAAAAAAAAGAAGAAAAAAGGCCGCCGCGCCCGAUGACUGUACGCACGCACACACGUGUUCACGUUUACGGGUUUUCGUGUGUGUGCUUGCGCGCGCGCGUGCGUUGGACAGAGACAAGGUACCAUGUCCCCGCUUCGGGCAUGUCAAGAUAAUAUUAUAAUAUUGGUAUAUGUAUAAUACAUAUAUACGUAUUUAAGUAUCUGUAUAUUAUUUGUUUGUGUCAAUAUUGCGUUCGAGAUAUUCCAACCUAUAUAAUGUGUUCCUAAUAAUUAGUUUUUCCAUUCUCGCGCAAACGUUUGUAAAAAAAAAAAAGUAAAAAAUAUUUAUAUAUAUAUAUUAAAUAAAUGAUUAAAAAAGAAAUGAUAGUGAUAAUAUAAAAGCACCUAUAUCUCUGUAUCUAUGUGUAUAUAUAAACUUGCGUACGUAUCCGUUUAAGAAUGUGAAAGUAUAUAUAUAUAUAUAAAUAUAUGUUCGUAUAUUAUAACGUU